UAUUACAUAAUACAGAUAUGUAUCACUAGUUAUAUUUAACCCGUCCGUUAUUGCUGUGGAAAGAAUCGCGCUUUUUCAUGGCCUUUUUCAUGGUGAGUAGAAUAAUGUCUUUUCAGUGUACCCAGUUUAAAAAUAAAACGUAUUAUUGCGUUCAUAGAGCGAGUCUUUCACUGACUGUUUAGUUUAACAGAAGUUAAUCCCAUUAUUCGCGCAAAGCGUCAUGGGGCGUAGGAAUAAGGUGGAUAGGUGUGUUUGGGUUAUUUUAGAUAUUAAAAAAUAUAAUAUAUCAUAGAGUUGUUUGUGAUGGGUAAAUUAAACGCGAUAUGCAGUGACGUCACAAACGUGUUGCAUUGUGGUAUAUGGAGCUGGCUGAAGUGUACAUAUGAAGUAGACUCGUUCCCUCGGUCAAAAUCGAGGGAGCGAGGGUCUGUCCAUAUAAACUUCCCUCAUCCACUUCAUCACGUGGAACGCACUUCAAAAUGGCGGCAGGGAUUCCCCCGAGGGGACGUGCUUAGGGAAGUUCGCGAGUGCGUGUCUAAAAGUGGAGUGGAACGCAGCCCAGGAAGGUGAACAGUACGUAAUUAAUAUUCAUUAUAUCAAGUCUUACGCCACAGUAGUAUGUCCCGCUCACAAAUCAACUGUAAACUGAUUAUAUGUUUUCACGAGAGCCCGACUGAUGACUUAAAGUACAGAGCUGUAGAUAUUUCAUAUAGUUCAUGAUCUGAAAUAGUGUCGGCUACUUUUUUUUUAAACCACACCCCACACAACCCUUCAUAAACAGGUGAGGUCACGUCAACUACCGUCACUGACUGUACCGUGUGCUUCGGCAGGACACACCGGAUGUCAUGGCUGUGCCUUUACCUCAUGACAGCAGUGAUGCAGCAUUCGGGUGGUUCACCGAAUUCCAGCGCAACUGCAUUUUGAAGAAUGGAAUUGUUCCAGAAUGGUUCCACGGCAUAAUAUCCAGGAAGUAAUAGACCGAACACUGUAUUAUGUCACAAAGAUAAGCAGACAAGAAGUGGUUGCAGAGGAUAUGCUGAUUUGCAAACCCCCUGGUUACUUCCUCAUUCGUGUUAGCGAGAGCAGAGUGGGUUAUACUUUAUCUUAUCGAGCUGAAGAUCGCUGCAGACACUUCAUGAUUGACGUCUUGCCAGAUAACCAGUUUAUUAUAGUGGGAGAAAAUACAAACUAUCGUUCCCUCCAUGACUUGGUGGCCUUCCACCGCAGAAGCCCCAUUUUACCCUACAAUGAAUUGCUGACUGUGGCUUGUGAACAGGGUGGCAAAAAUAACUACGCUGAGUUGUUAUUUCCUCGAAAGAAAGAUGUAAACACUGGACAGGUUGAAUGGAUAAAUUCUUCACCACAAGCACAUAUGCCUCGUUCAGAUAUCUUGGAACACAACACGACUUCACCGCUACAAAACGAAUCGCCUGCGCAACCUACAAGUCCUUCUGCUAGACUGUAUCCAAGCUUGGAGACGGAACUAACCACUUUGAAUCUACAGAGCAUGGAUCAGCCAACAAAGCCUGUUCCAAAACCUAGAACAGUAUAUACUUCCACAACUCAUGACACGCCACCACAGUUACCACCCAGAAUGCGCUUGCCAAGUCGCCCGCAAGCGACAGCGGAGGCCGACAGAUCUCAAGGGUUGAUGUCUGUGAGCCCUGACAGACAUCAAAUCGCAGCCGACUCACCCGUUGAAGGCCGUACCCAACAGAAAAUCCAACAACAGUUGAAACCUGUGGUCUUGAGCCUGGCGCAAAUUAAGAAAAAGCUUAAAAAGAAGCACUCAGAGGAGCACACGUAUGAGGAGAUCACUAACAAUGCGUGUCAGGAGGAUCCGACUUUUCCUGUUUUGGAGAGCAGGACCAUGAACCCUAAACAAGUGAUGGAAAAUGAGUAUCAGGAUUUAUCUGAAUUUCAGUCAUCUGACGGUAUUCCCAACUUUGCAGAUAUAGAGUUACCAUUGGAGUACCUAAAUCCCCCUCCUUUUGCACCUGGUUACUAGAUAAAAACAUAAAGAUGAGUGUUUUUAUUCAAAGUUUUAUUGCCAUUGAAUAGUGUCAAUAGCUCUUUGUUGUGAUGUCCUUUUUCACUAUGUAUUUAAAUUUCUGACACAUCAUGUUCCGAACAGAGGUUUGUCAUCUAGAAAAACCUGUUUGACAGGGUAAAAUAUUUCAAUAUAACAAUGACAGAACGUGUUGUGCCCGUGGGAAUGAAUUUCUUUAUACUUCCAGAUUUUACUUCCUAAAAUCUAGCACUGUACAUAUCGGUAGAAACACACACUGUAAAUAUUUGCUUUUUACUGCAGUUGGUCAAUAAAUGUACAGACAAUCCAAGAAA
This is a messenger RNA of Ctenopharyngodon idella (grass carp), 2343 nucleotides long. RefSeq names its product hematopoietic SH2 domain containing (gene hsh2d). The record is from RefSeq and is a predicted model, not a curated record. The transcript has 6 exons. NCBI's taxonomy places the organism in Eukaryota, Metazoa, Chordata, Actinopteri, Cypriniformes, Xenocyprididae. Bases 944 to 2008 code for a protein of 354 amino acids. Gene Ontology annotation, cellular component: cytoplasm.